Molecule: messenger RNA, 3559 nt
Organism: Suillus bovinus
Lineage: Eukaryota; Fungi; Basidiomycota; Agaricomycetes; Boletales; Suillaceae
Exons: 13
Coding region: 92-3442 (1116 amino acids)
Molecular function (GO): zinc ion binding
Source: RefSeq, a predicted model, not a curated record
CGUCUCCUUGGUCACACUGCUGUCACGGCGCGAUCAAUAUAAAUCACUGCGUAAGCUGCGGGCGCCCCACCAGCUCCUCUUGAACACCACCAUGUUCACAGUAAAGGCAACUUAUAGAAACGAGACCCGCAAGUUUUCUUUCUCAGGGACUGUCUUGUUCCCCACAUACGAGGAGCUUUACCAGCAGCUGUAUCGCAUAUUUCCUAUAAGCCAUAAUUAUUAUCUUUCUAAACUCAUUUUCUCUCCCGACGCGUCUCAGCCAUCUCGUAUUCUAAUUGGAAAAGAAGUCCAUAACGCAGAAGAGUACAGCACUCGUAUUGCCCCUUUACGCAGGCGCUGGCCCAACCCAUUGCUCAGGUUCUCCAUCUUCGACGAGACUCCCCACAAAGCACCCAGUGCAACGGUAGAAGAUUCUCGGGAGGUUUCUGCCCCUCUGUCCUUUAUGGCGAUUCCCCCGCCUCCUACACUUAUGCCGACUCUUGCACCACCCAAUUUGGUUCCCACUAAAUCCUUCGAUACGCGUUUCCAAGAGUUUCUAUCAUUCAAAGCGGCUCAUCCACCCCCACCUUCUUCUAGACCACUUCCUACCCUUGAACGUUCUAGCACCCUCACGUCUCAAAUUUCGCCUUCAUUCACGCCACCACCGCCUAUCAUAUUCCAAGAACCACAUAGGCAUCCCUCUUCUCCAAGUCUUCCUUCUCUCUCGCCCCGAGCAGCCUCUCCUAAGCCGUGUUGCUCAAUCACCAAAGGGAAGUCAGAAAUGGAAACCCUGUUGAUAUCUUUCAGGCAAGAUAUUGAUCGCAUUAUACUCGAUACUUUUGGCCAGUGCAAUGCUUCAGCACAAGUCGACACAUCUCAUCGCCAGACCCCUCUUGGAUCGGGAAUAUCCAACGAGGCUCAUACUUCGUCAGAGGCAUCGUGCAACACCUCAACGGAAUCUACUUCAUCACAUUGGUGUUUUGUCUGCAGGAACGAGUUCUCUGGAAGUUGGUACGGGUGUGUGAAAUGUCCAUGGCACUAUGUUUGUCCAAACUGUUUCUCCAAAUCUGGUGCUAUGCAUACAUUCAGUUUUGGACCAGCUCACGUUGUCCAGCAGCGUGAAGCUGUGCCGUCAAUCGCCAUAACACCGUCAGCCGCGGAAAUACCCGCAGAGUCUCAGCCUGCCGGAACGGAGCUUGUUGAUGCUCAGCCUAAUCAACACUCUCCUGUCAUUCACCGAAAUAUUGUUUGUGACAGCUGCAACGAAAUAAUUGUUGGCGUUAGGCGCAAAUGCCUGGAUUGUCCUGACUAUGAUCUGUGCACGCCCUGUCUCGAGUCAGGUGCUGCACAGAGUCACAACCCGUUCCAUGAAUUCUUCGACAUCGAAACACCCGGACGAGUGCUCGUUCAUACGGUCUUUAGUGGAAGCGGGGAGCGUGAUACCUCCCCAAAUAGUCGUAGUGCUACCGCAGAUGGUCCUCUCACUUCCGCAGCGACUUCAGCGAGCACCUCAGAGACUAUUCGUCAUUGCGCAGCAUGCAACAUGUGUGACUCUCCUAUUGUUGGUGAUCGCUUCAAAUGUGUUAAUUGUCCAGAUUUUGAUACUUGUGCUGACUGUUUCAAGAUUACUGGAGAGCAACAUCCCCAUCACGGCUUUGUGCGGGUGAGCAAGCCGAACGAUCUCAUGAUGCGCAAUGCAGUGACUAACACAGCUACUUUUUACGCGACGUGUGAUUCUUGCCGCAAGCCUAUUCGUGGUGUCCGUUACAAGUGUAUGCACCCUAGCUGUCCCGAUUUCGACCUCUGUCAGAAUUGCGAAGCCCUCCCUAUCCCGGUCCACCCUUCCAUUCAUCCGUUGUUGAAGAUGAAGACUCCUGACACCGUCAUUCCUACCGUGUACAGAGUCGGAAUGACUAAACUUCAUUCUCGAAGGACGUCUCAGGGAAGCACCCCUCCCCAUACUUUUGAACCCCGUCUUCCGAAACCUCCGCUCGUUUCUGUAUCACGCACCUCCUCCGAGGUUUCUGUGAAAAAAGAAAGGGAGCCGUCUUUGGUCGUUCUCGAGUCCCUAAGUCCUCUUGCCAUUUUAGCACAAUGCCCCGACUGCGUCAGUGAAAACUCUGUCGGCCCUUGGGGUUAUGGUCUAACUCCUGCUAAAUUACUUCAAUCUCCGCAGUCUCCCGUCCCUAACUAUGAAGAACCUUCCUUAUCUCCCACCAAAUUAAGUGUCAGCUCUGUCAGUUCCUGCUACCAGGCAGUAAGGCCUGUGGAGUCUCAGCAACCUUUCGCUGUUGAGCGUGAACAAUCAACCUCACCUUAUAGUAACUUGUCCCGGACGAUCGAUCGACCUUCCGCUGAGGUGAACUCGCCACCCCUCGACCUGAACCCUUCACUUGACAUCUUUCGUGAAGUUUGGCCAAAAGUUAAUCGGGAAAUGAAACAUCUCACUGAAGCAAGACAAUCCGAAGUAAAUUCGCCUAGUUCUGUGGCCGACUCAGAUGAAGUCGUUGAAACCGAUCUGGGCAGGCUGGCGGAACCUACGAAUUCUCCCCUCAAAGCAAUUCGCCCUGAAGAAUCUGCGGAGUCCCUUCUCAAGGAUGUGUCGCCUGCUAUUCCGACAUUGUCUUUUGAUGGUCCUCCGAUGGAUCUUGCUGCACUUUUACGUGGUUUCCGCACACCGUCCCCUAUAGCCCCUGAAUUACUCGCUCCAUCCAGUACAACUUUUCCUUCCUUCCCUUCCAGUGUCAUAGAUGAUCAAAUAACUACUACGCCCAGCCCGGAACAGCAACAGGCCCAAAUUACACCUCUCAGCUGUGUUUUUGUGUCCGACACGACAGUUCCUGACGGCCAGAUUUUUCCACCCGGUGCCGAGUUCGUUAAGUCCUGGCGGAUGUUAAAUGACGGGGUGCUGCCUUGGCCAGAGACGACUGAGAUUCACUUCGUUGCGGGGGAGUCUUUCUCACCUGAAGCUGACUCUUCGAUGAUUGUCAAAGUAGGACGCGUUGAUCCCGGAGAAGCUCUUGACGUAUGGACUGGUGAUUUAAAGGCACCUGAUGCUCCUGGUAGAUAUGUCAGUUACUGGAAUUUGACGGACGGCGCCGGUCAAAGGUUUGGUCCUAACGUCUGGAUUGAUGUUACUGUCGCCGAGCCUCGUCAGUCAGCUGAUGAAGCUGAUGAUCUUUCUUUAGCAUCAUCCUCUAUGGUUAUGCCAAAGUCAUCAUCGGACAAUAGGUCUGCUCAUUCCGUCGGUCCCGUUGAUCACUUAUUUGAACCAUCAUAUCCUUCAACGUCCAAACCUACGACGGACGGAACGGAUGAUGGGGCCUCUGAUGGAUCGUCAGUGUCAUUGGUCAGCGUCCCUUCGUCUGAUGACUAUGGAUCCGACUGGCAGGAUACGCAUUCCCAGCCAGAGAACCUUGAGUACGUUGUGCUGUACGACAGCAAUGGUUCAGAGGAUGAAUAAAGAUAUUGAUAACUUGUUUGCUUUCUAUUGACGAUGUCCUCAUAUAUGCAGCGGCACACCCGCAGUCUUAUUAUCAUGUACUAUUACAAGCUAUCUGAAUUCACAUCUGUACAAAUA